CCUCCAGAAAGAGAAAAGGAGGCGGGCAUCUCUUGUGGCCCUGUGGCCAGUGCAUGAGCCAGGCGGGGGGGGGGGGGUGCCUAACACACAGCCACUUCCUGUGGCUGCAGUAUCACCCUUCUGUCGGACCGGCUGGCAGUCCUCUGGGAAUCCCACAUGUGACUUGGUCCGCCUACAUGCUGCAGACUGCCAGACAAUGACAAUGUGAGGUGGAUGCCAACUGAUUACGAGCUGCAGCCACUCCACAAAGAUAAUCUUUGAGCUGGGCCAAAGACUCCUUCUGGACGCUGUUCAGGCCUGAUUCUCGGUGACACCCCAGGGUCUGAAGUGCCUGGAUGCCAGAGACAAACAUGCUGGAGAAAUUAACCCACAAACUUGCCAUCAAGAAUGAAAUGAUCCGAGAGGGCCUGGCAGAGGCCUUGUCAACUUUCCUCUUAAUGCUCUUCGGCAACGGCUCUGUUGCCCAGGCGGUGCUGGGAAGGCAAAACUUUGGGACAUUUCUGAGCAUCAACUUGGGGUAUGGAUUUGGUGUCAUGAUGGGCAUCCACGCAGCUGGUGGAAUCUCAGGUGCUCACAUGAACGCAGCGAUAACAUCUGCAAAUUGUGUAGUUGGCAAUUUACCAUGGCGCAAGCUUCCGGCGUACGUGAUCGGCCAGUUCCUGGGAUCCUUCAUUGCAUCUGCCACUGUUUUCUUAAUGUACUAUGAUGCUCUGAUGGAUUAUGCUGGAGGAAACCUGACCGUCACAGGGCCGACUGCCACUGCUGGGAUCUUCGCCACCUACCCGGCUCCAUACAUGUCUCUGUGGAGAGGGUUUCUCCAUGAGUUCAUCUCCACUGCUGUGCUUGUGAUUGGCAUCCUGGCUAUUCAUGACAAGAGGAAUGCAGCUGCUCUGCCGGGCACCAAUGCCUUGACCAUCGGGCUCCUGGUCGCAGGGAUUGGCAUGUCAAUGGGAAUGAACACCGGCUACGCCAUCAACCCUUCCCGGGAUUUGCCACCAAGGAUCUUCACAGCUUUGGCUGGCUGGGGCCUGGAAGUCUUCACAGCGGGAAACUGCUGGUGGUGGGUCCCAGUUGUGGCACCUAUACUUGGGAGCGUCGUGGGAAUCUUCAUCUACAACAUCUUUAUCGACUUCCACAAUCGCCCUUUGAUGGAACCUGACAGCGGCAACGAGAAAGGGAAGCAAAACGUGGAGUUGGUGGUGUCCACUGAACUCCAAAAUCGUAUGUGAUACCAGACAACAGGAUACUGCAACCAACAGCUCCGCUUCUGAUUUUAUCAGGCCACACGUGGACAUUUGCACACUCAAGGAGGGUAUUUAUGUGUAUUUGCACACUCGAAAUAAAGAAAGGCAAGGGGAAAUGUGUCUGUCAGGGAAGAAAAGUUGCAGUCAAGUGUUUUUAUACGAUCAUUUUACUAACGGGGUGAACCCUACCUGGACCCUACCACUGUACUGAGCAAGAUUUGUUCAUUUAUUUAUUAAAAUAUUUAUACCCACCUUUCCUUUUGGCUCGAGUUUGAAGACUUCCUACAAUCUAAGCAGCCUUCCUCCAACUUAGUGCCUCUUCCAUUGGAGGAAAAGCCACUUAAGCUAGAGGAAGGCCUAGUUAGAGGAUCCACUCCAGUGAGUCACAUGGGGACGUGCUUCUCCUCCUCCGCUGUUGCCAAAUGACUCAAGGGUUUUGAGUCUCAAGUCCCUUUAAGUAAGCUGGAUACCACGAGAGAGGCUGAUACGUGUCUUCAAAAACCAGCCAUUCUAUUUGAUGCAGCCACCGCUUGAUGUCUCAUAGUGGCAGCUGGGGUCCCGUGCGGCCAAGCAUCUUUUUGCCAAUAUACGGGCAGGGAUACCAUC
Messenger RNA from Eublepharis macularius, 1850 nucleotides. RefSeq names its product aquaporin-7-like. Gene Ontology annotation, cellular component: basolateral plasma membrane; plasma membrane. Gene Ontology annotation, biological process: water transport; glycerol transmembrane transport. Bases 336 to 1229 code for a protein of 297 amino acids. Gene Ontology annotation, molecular function: water channel activity; urea transmembrane transporter activity; glycerol channel activity. Lineage: Eukaryota; Metazoa; Chordata; Lepidosauria; Squamata; Eublepharidae. The record is from RefSeq and is a predicted model, not a curated record. The transcript is spliced from 7 exons.